Tetrahymena thermophila SB210 is the source of this 1227-nucleotide messenger RNA. RefSeq lists its product as hypothetical. Lineage: Eukaryota; Ciliophora; Oligohymenophorea; Hymenostomatida; Tetrahymenidae. The transcript has a single exon. The record is from RefSeq and is a predicted model, not a curated record.
AUGGAAAGAGAAAAAAAACAAAGUAAAUGCGAUAUUCAUCCAAACUUCAAUAAUAAUUUUUUAUUAUUUGAAGAAGAUAAUAUUCACACUAAAAUUUGCUUAGUUUGUGCAAAAAAAUUAACUAAAGAUGUUUAUAAAAUAAUAGACCAUGAUGAAUUUUUAUUUGCAGAUUAAUAUCACAUUUUCUCAAGUUUUCCUCCUUUAGAAGAUGAAAAAAUCUAUAAUAUUAUAUAAAACUUAUAAAUUUAAAAAGCUAAUUCUAUUUAGGAGUAUUUUGUUGAAAAAAUUAAUAAUUACUUCACAUCUCUGAAAAAAUAAAUCAAUUAAAAAAUAGAUUUACUUCAAAAUCAAGUUAAGUAAAAACUUAUUUCAUAAAUGGAUAAUCUAAACUAGGAUUAAGGAGACAAAUUUUUAAAGAUUUACAACGAAGUAUCAUCUAAAUUUGAUAUUUAAUAAUUAUUAAAAGAACACUAAGAAGAUUCUGAACAAAGCAUAAAAGAAAUAAUUAAAAAAAAAUACUAAAAUAUUAAGGAAAAUACAGAUAAAUUAUAAAAAAGUAUUGCAGAAUAUUAAAAAAUCAUAAAUAAAGUUGAUUUAACAAUUCCAAAUUAAAUUUAAUAAAAAAUAUUAAAUCUAAUUGAUGAUAUAGACUUUUUUAGUAAUAAUAAUAUUGGUAACAUAGAAUUUGAAAAAUCAAAAUCAUAUGGUUCUUCAUAAAAUUUAUAAAUAUAGAGAUUGUUAAAUAGAGAAAUCUAAAUAACUUAAUCAAUUGAUUCAAGUUAUGGUGUUUCAUAUGCAAAUUUUAUCUUGGAUCCAAACUAGAAGUAUAUAUUUAGAGUUAAACUAUAAACAAAUUCUGAUCCUAAUAGCUUUUUAUUAAUAGGUAUUAUCAAAGAACAAGAUAAAGAUAAUUAAAAAUUAUAUAAUACAAUAUGUUAUAAUGAGAGAGGAGAUUUAAAUACAAUAACAAAGGUAGUAAAAGGAAAAGAUGUAUUUGAAGGAACAAAAAAAAAUAUCGAUAAAGAAAUAGAAGUGAGGAUCCACUUAGCAUAGAAAAUGAUCAAAGUAGCAAAUUAUCCAAAUUAUGAAAAUAUAGCAGAGUUAUAAAAUAAUUAGCUUAUUUUAGAAAACACAUAAUACAGGUUUGCAGUUGAACUAUAUAGUUGUUUUCAUAAAAUAAUAAUAACUCAUAUUUAACUUGUUGAUGAAUUUAAUUAAAAUAUGUGA